AUGAGUGACUCCAAAAUUAAUCAUGUCGAUCAGGAAGGCUCCUAACUUAUAGAGGAAAGUGACGACUCCCCAGAUGGUUCUCCAAAUAAAAAACCAUAUGAAUCUUAAAAUUAAUCUAGGCAAACUCCCUCUAAUUAGGAAAUUUUCGGGGACAACUAUAAUACUGACGAUUAGCAAAGCCAACAUACUAGUCCUUAGUUUAAUAACAGCCAAAGUAAAUCCUAUCGUAUAAUUGAGCCAGAAUAGACAUAAAACUCUAACAAUAAGAGCAGAUCCAAUAUCACUGAUUCACAGUCGAAACAAUAGAAUGCCAAUAAUACAUUUGAAAUUAGGGAAGUUCCAAGAACCCCUCUGCCAAAAUAAGACAAUUCAGAUGACUAAUCCUAUGAGGAAGAUCAUGAGGAUGUUGAACAAGAUAAUUCAAAGUCAAGUGUGGAGAGAUAACUUUAAAAUGAUGAUGAUACAAUAACAAUAUUUGAUCCUCAUCCUGAACUCUGGAUAUAUUAUGAGUUAGUUAAAGAAGUAUUUGGUCUUAAUGAAAGGAAACGAAGAAGAUUGAGAAAGUUAGGAUUAGACGAGGAAAAUAAUACCUAGCCAAUCUAAGAUGAAGAUCUAAUGAUGGAAGAUAAUCUAUAGGAUUAGUUAGAGAUUGAUGGAAGGGCUGCUUCACCUAGGUAUGAUCAAAAUGGCAGUUAUUCAUAGGACUAAGAAGAGUAAAUUAAAACAGAGAGAGAAGAUAUCUCAGGUACGAACUAGCUUAUAAAUAGCCAUCCGAAUAGCGAAAGUCUAGUAAACUACUAAAAUAACUCGAAAGAAUACCAAAGAAUAGACUCUUAAAAGCAGAAGUCAGUAUAAAUAUAAGAAAUUGAUUCUAACAAUUCAAGCAAAAAACCAAAUAUGAAAGUCUAAAACUAAUUAAAAUAGUUUGACUCUUUAAGGCAAAGUCUUUAAUCUAGAGAUGGCAAUUCUAAUACUAAGCCAGCGAGAUAAAAUUCUACCUCUUCACCACCAAUCAGCUCUAGUAGAAAGGACAGGUCUAAAAAGCUUAUGCUUAAUUCAAAGGAGUUUGAUAAUGAGGUAAGCUAGUAUUCUCCUGACAAGCAUCAGUACUCUAAUAGCAGUCCAUAAACGUCAUCCUUCGUUAAACAAUCAUCAUUGAAGCAGAGCUCAAUAGGCUCAUUGCCAAAUACAAUGCAAUGGUCUAAUUAAAUGGAGAAGACUAAAUAGAGAGCUGAAAAUAGGUUGAAAGCAGCUGAUAAGACAAAUGCUCAAAGAUCUUAGACCUAUAGAAAUUCGUUGAAUCAGUAGAUAAAACCCUAAAUGACUUGCUAAUCAAGAUUGAGCUAAUAGAGUUCUAGAAUUAGAAUAGGAGGAGGAAUUCAGUAAAGAAAGUAAGCAUAAUCUGCCUAGAUUUAACCAUCUCCAUAAGUCUAAUUAGCUAAUAAUCAAACUCCUCAUUAAAUUCCACAGAUGAAUGCAACUCAUGAAAUCUCUCAGUUGAGGUCUAGUGUUGAAGAUGUAUCCUAAUUACAAGGAAACACGUAAUCAUAGCAAAUGACUGAGGAAUAGUUCCAGUAACACCAAAAUAUGAUUAGAAGAGAAAAGUUGAAGAACUAUAUGAUCCAAUAAAGAUUCAUUUAAUCCCCAUAUGCUGCUCAUCUGAAUUUUAAGACAUUUGAGAACUUUUUCGAUGUAGAAAUAUGUGGUGGAGAGGAAAAAGGCGGCAAAACUACCUAUAAGCUUAAAAAGAUCAACCCAUAAAAGAAGAACUACUAGCAAUAGAUGCUAAUGUGGAUGCUUUAAAACCAGCAUAUUAAUCCUUAGAUGGUCAUGAAUGCGGAAAUGCUAUUAAAUUAAGAUCCUUAGAUGCUCAAGAUUGGCGAAGAAAAUACCAACUUAGAUGGAGUGCAAGAUAAAGAUAAUCCAGUUGGAGAAGAUAUGAUAUUAGCGGAGGGAUUCUUAUAGAGGUCUAACAAUUAGUAAGACAGAUAAUUCUUUAGAGGAUCGGGAUUUCCAGGAAUGAUGAGAAAUUACAGUCAACCCACGUUGUCAGGUUAGGGAACUCUGCAAAGAGCAAGCAAAACUGCUGAGAACAACGGCAAAUGUAAUAACUAUUAGUUUUUAAAUAGUUUAGUUAGAAGAAAUAUAAAUGGGAUGAGUACUGAUAUUCAACAUCUGGGUAUGUCUUCUUCUUAAGGAUUUUUACCUCCAAGUUUCUAAAACUCAAGGUAAAUCACAAGUGGGAGUUCAGAGAGAAUUUUGAGAUAAAAGUAAGACUAAUAUAUGAAAAUGGGUAAGCAGUAUUUCUCAAAUAAUGUACAAUCCACUGGAUCAAUCCCAAGUUAAAUGACUUCUUAUCAAAGCACUGGAAAUCUUCACAGAAACUUUAGAAUUCAUUAAUAAUAAAGCCAAUUGAGUAACAAAGGAGGGUCAAACAUGCUUUACAAUGAAUAAAAUAAGCUUGAUAAUGAAAACCAGCAAUAUAACUAUACAAUCGAUUUAGCUUCUCUAAACUAGCAAUAAAUCAGGCAGACUAAAACCAGGAGUGCAAGCUAAGGAGUAUCCAAGGACGGUGUAAAUCAUAACUUUAUAAAUAACAAUAUAAACAUCAACAUCAAUCACAACUUUACACCUUCUUCAAACUAAGAAAGUGGGGCAAGGCCAAUCACUCAGUAAGCUUCUCACUAAGGAGAUCCAAACAAAAUUAUUAUAAAUACUGGUGGAGCAUCUUCAAUGAACCCUAUAAAGUAAAGUUAAAUGAGAAAUGGAUUGCAAAGUACCAAAUCUUAGAACUUCAUCUAGACUUAGCAAAGAUUGAGGAUGUAAGGCAGUGCUUAGAAUCCUCCAGGCUUUAACUUUUAAGCACCUCCUCCUCUUUAUGCAAGUACAGUUUCAAGUGGGAACAACAGAAACAUGAUGAAUAACAACUUUAUGAAUGCUUAGCAAUCAUCAUAGCCACAGCUUAAUUACGGAUAUGCCUCAAAUAACACCCUUCAAACUCAGCCUUAGCCUUCCUAAAGUAAGAGACCUAUGACUCAGGGAGGAAUGCUUCACCAAAGGAGCGCUAAAUGA
Molecule: messenger RNA, 3072 nt
Organism: Stylonychia lemnae
Lineage: Eukaryota; Ciliophora; Spirotrichea; Sporadotrichida; Oxytrichidae
Source: the annotation of a GenBank genome assembly